Molecule: messenger RNA, 1439 nt
Organism: Ruditapes philippinarum (Manila clam)
Lineage: Eukaryota; Metazoa; Mollusca; Bivalvia; Venerida; Veneridae
Product: neurogenic locus notch homolog protein 1-like
Exons: 11
Coding region: 232-1311 (359 amino acids)
Biological process (GO): establishment or maintenance of epithelial cell apical/basal polarity; heterophilic cell-cell adhesion
Cellular component (GO): plasma membrane; protein-containing complex
Molecular function (GO): calcium ion binding
Source: RefSeq, a predicted model, not a curated record
AGUAAGUGAUGAAUCAAUUGUACACGACUGAAAUCUGUCUCUAAAAUCAAUAAACUUUAAUAAGCAAAAAAUGAUGAAAAUUGUAUAAAUCAAGACAAGUCUGCCUUAUGGUUUAUACCUGGCGAUUCGUACAUUAGUUGGCAGUUAACUGUGUAUUCUUGGAUACCUCGCUUUAAAGAAAGGACUUGAUUUUGUUGGUCAUUUAAACGUUUCAACCGAUUCGAAAAGAACAUGAAUAAGUUUAUAAUGUCAUCGGCGGUCCUAGUUUUACUCGUAGUAUAUCUAGAAAUCUCAAAAGCAACGCUUUUGAAAAGAAGUCUUAAGAAAGAAGCAAGGUCUUUCAAAACGUCAGCUGAGAAAAUAGAGGGAUCACCUUUGGAUAAGUCCACGAAACGUUCAGUUCAGACUAACAACCCGAAUGGAAUGCUCGAAGGAUACUUCAAAUGUGAUAACCACACUGAGUGCCCAGAGGGUUAUGCGUGCUUGCUCCCUGGCUUCGGGGAAGCCAACACAAUAGCGGAAAUGAAAUGCUUCAAGUGUAACUGUUCUGAACCCAGCCAAUGUUAUCAUAGACGUAAUCAUAGCAAAACUUGCAAGGGACCAGGCCGAUGUAAUUAUGAACAUAAACGUUUGUUUUGUGACUGUUCGGACAACGGAUUCACUGGCGAAUUUUGCGAAACAAAUAUUGAUGACUGUGCCACAGACCCCUGUGAUAAUAAUGGAACCUGUGUUGACGGUAUUAAUAAUUAUACGUGCACAUGUCAACCGGAUACUACUGGUAGAAAUUGUGAACAUAUAAUUGAUGACUGUGCCACAGACCCCUGUGAUAAUAAUGGUACCUGUGUUGACGGUAUUAAUAAUUAUACGUGCAUAUGUCCACCAGAUACUACUGGUAGGAAUUGUGAACUGACUUGUCCUACUGACUGGAUAAUGUACAUGGGUAGUACCUGUUUAUUUUUUAGUACCGACGAAACUACAUGGGAUGGUGCCAAUGCAGCCUGUCAAGCGAAAGGUGCCGCUCUAGCUGAAAUAUAUGAUGCAGACAAAGAUGCCUUUUUCUUGGCUGAAGCGGAAAAAAGGAGCGAUCGCUAUUUUUGGCUAGGAGCAACUGACAGGGCUGUUGAAGGCACUUUCGUGUGGAACUCUGGUGCACCGUGGGGCUAUACAAAUUGGAUACCUACGAACCCUGACAACUUUUAUAACGAGGAUUGUUUACACGCUUACUGGAGACCUAGCCGUAUAGGCUGGAAUGACUGGAGUUGUAAUAAUAUAGGGGCCUACCUGUGCGAGAAAGAACCUUCUGAGGCAUAAGACACGGACAAGAAGACCUUUGAAAGAUUAGACUAAGGAAUAUGCUGCUUUUCCAUCAAUGAAACGAAGAAAUGAAAUGAUAAUGAGAUGAUUAUAAAACGUGUCUAAUAAAAAACAUCUUGAUUUAA